This is a messenger RNA of Hansenula anomala, 1881 nucleotides long. RefSeq names its product phosphatidate phosphatase APP1 (gene APP1). Lineage: Eukaryota; Fungi; Ascomycota; Saccharomycetes; Phaffomycetales; Wickerhamomycetaceae. Bases 1 to 1881 code for a protein of 626 amino acids. The transcript has a single exon. The record is from RefSeq and is a predicted model, not a curated record. Gene Ontology annotation, molecular function: phosphatidate phosphatase activity. Gene Ontology annotation, cellular component: actin cortical patch.
AUGUCUGAACAAGCAAACAAAUUCUCUAGAAGACAGCGAUUAUUUGAUAUGGUUAAAACCACCAAAGAUGUUUAUAUCCCAUCGUUAUCAUCCACAAUAACUCAAUUGGCAAGUGAAGCAACUAAUAAGGCGCUUAACUAUAAUGAAACUGAUAGUGCUAUACCCAACAAGAAUUAUCAAGGUGCUCAAAUCUUACUUUAUCCUCAUUUUACAAGACAAGGUGAUAAUGGAGAAGAUUUCUAUACACAAGUUCAUGGCUGGGUUUAUGCUUCUGAUGGGUCAUCCAGAAAGAAAAGAAUCAUAAUGUCAUUAGCAAGACAAUUAUGUAAAUCAAAUAAUGCAGUCGUAUCAGAUGCUACAGCAGGCCAAUUAGAUGAACAAAUCAAUAGUAUCCAAGAUCAACCACAAUCUGAUUCUGCGUCAUUGGCUUCUUCUGAUGUGUCCUCUGUGAGAAGGACCGGUACUGCUUCAAGUGCAGGCUCCUUAAGUGAUGGUCCACCAUCUUCUGCAAGUUCUGAUACUGAUGAGGUUUUGAAAGAAAGAAUUGCAAAUUUUGUAAACAGAUCUAUUGGAAAUCUCGAAUUGAAUAUUGCAAUUGGUGGUUCAAAAAGAGAUGAGAUCAAAACUUUGAAAAUUUUAACUGAUAAUAAUGGGAAUUUUAAUCUUGAUGUUGUUACAAAUUUCAAACCAAGCUAUGUUCAAGUUGCAGUCAGCGAAGAUGAAAAAAUAUUUGAAUUCAAAGAUGUAUUGUUUCCUGGUAAAAACAAAUAUGCUAUAGUCAGUGAUAUUGAUGAUACAAUAAAAGUCACAGGUGUGUGUGGUGAUAAAAGAAGUAUUUUCAGAAACACUUUUGCUGAUGAUAUGUCAACAUGGGAAGUACCCGGUGUUGCAGAUUGGUUCAGAUUUUUAAAUCAAAAGUAUGAUGUUUCAUUUUUCUAUGUUUCAAAUAGUCCCUAUCAGUUAUAUUCAAAUUUAAUGAAAUUCUUUAAAAUGUUUGAUUUCCCUCCUGGUGCAAUUUAUUUGAAAAGAUAUACAGGGAACAUCUUAAACUCAUUCAUGGAACCUUCUCAUGCUAGGAAGAAAGUUCCAUUAGAGAGAAUAUUUGACCAUUUCUCUGAUAAGAAAUUUUUCUUGAUUGGUGAUACUUCGGAACAAGAUCUUGAAGCGUAUGUUGAUAUUGCUCGUCUGCAUCCUGAGAAAGUUGCUGGUAUUUUUUUGAGAGUGGCUCCAAAUUCUAUAAAUAUUGAUACACUGAAAUUAGUUUUGGAUAUCUUGAAUAAGAGAAACCUCUCUGAGAGUGAUAAGAAAUUUGUGGAAAAAAUUGAAAAAGUCAAACAUGAGAAGGAUCUAAUAGAUUUGAAUGAUGAGGAAGAUAUCAUCUCAAAAGAACAAGCUUCAAAGGAAAACUUGCAAAGAUUGGUUAAAGAAUCUGAAGAAAAAUCUGAAAAAGUUGUUAAAAAUUUAAUUGAUUUAGAGGAAGGUUCUGAUGAUUUUGCAAAGAAAAAUAUUGAUGAAAAAAGAAAACCACCAACGAUUCCUAAAAAGCCUCAAUCUCUUAGAACAAAGCCUGAGUCACCACCUCCAUCAUCCUCAUCUACAAAUGCAUCUUCAGAUCUAAAUCCACCAACAUUACCUAAACGCCCAGUUCCAACACCACCACCAAGAUCUAAGCUUGCGUCAUUUACUUCAAAGACUCUGUCUGCUGCUAAAUCAUUCAAUUCAGAUGUCCCAUUCAAUGAAGAAACAAAUGAUGAAUGGAUAAGUCGUAUUUUGACUUCACUGAUUGUUUUGAAAAAAGCUGGAAAUAUAAAAUUGAAGUUAUAUAAUGACAUUGAUGAAAUUCAUGACGAUAUUCAAAACAUUCUACAAGCUGAGAAAUAA